CUUUAAUAUUCAUAUUAAUAUUAUUGAUUUUUGAGGGUGGUCAACAAAUCCCAAUAAUAAUUCCUCAUCCCCGGACUUCCCUUGUUUGUUGUGUUUUCACCGCGCUUCCCUUUCGCUUUUUCCUUUCCUUUCCUUUUCUUUUCUCUCUUCUCUUCUUCCCUUGUCUCCCUCUCCCUCUUCCUCCCCCCCUCCCAACGACCGGUCCGGUACUCGGUCGAAAUUAAUAUUUCAUCUUGAUGACCAUUGACGAUCGAUUGACUUGAUUUACGACCACUUCUCGGCUCAGCCCAAGGACCCGCCGCGGAACCGCGCGUUUAGUCCGGAACCAACAUUCUGGCCUGUCUUGCCUGGCCAGUCCCUUUUCCCCCGCCAUUGGUCACCGUCUUCUUAGUUCUUCCUCUGCCGUCUCCGACCUCUCUCCCCAAUUCUUUCCCUCCUCGUUGCUCCUCUCGGGAUCUGGCAUCCUCCGAAGUUUCGAGCCCUCUCGCCAUGGACAAAGACCUCUCCUCCCCGUCGCCGUCGGUGACGGAACUCAAUGCCUGCGUUUCUACUUCGACCGGUGCUCACCGACCAGUCGCUAAAGAAACCACGUUCCGGGAAUGGAUCGUGGACAACCAAAUCGGGAUCUCGUUGACAACCCUGUCGAUGUUAUUGGCCGUUCACCACCUCUACCCUUCCCUUAGUCCCUACACGGCUCCCUUCUUCCAAUUGUCCUACUACCAGCCCGACACUGGACUCUACAUCCAAGGCUGGGACGACAUCUACUUUGUCGCCAGCUCGGCCAUCGCCUUCACGGCCAUCCGCGCCAUCGCGAUCGAUUGGGUCUUCCAUCCGUUUGCUAGAUAUGCGGGGCUGAAGAAGAAGGCUUCGGUGCGCUUCGCCGAGCAGGGCUGGCAAUGGAUCUACUACGGUUUCUUCUGUACUUUCGGACUGUAUAUUUGGUCGAAUUCCUACUACUGGCUGGAUAACGGCGCGAUCUGGUCCGAGUGGCCGUCGCGCGGCGUCUCGGGCACCCUGAAAUGGUAUCUGCUGGCGCAACUUUCCUUCUGGUUGCAGCAGAUCUUCGUCCUCAACAUCGAGGAGCCGAGGAAGGAUCAUUAUCAGAUGUUGACCCACCACUUUAUCACCAGCACCCUUCUCAGCUCGGCCUACAUUUAUGGCUUCUAUAACGUUUCCAAUGUGGUGCUGUGCCUGAUGGAUAUCGUGGACCUGCUGCUACCGACGGCGAAAAUCCUCAAAUACCUCAAGUUCGAAAGGACCUGCAACAUCGCCUUCGGUGUAUUUAUGUCCACGUGGCUCGUCACGCGCCAUAUAAUGUACCCGCUGCUGUGCUGGUCUAUCUAUAAAGAAGUCCCCUCGAAAAUGGCAUACGGCUGCUAUUCUGGCACCACCGCAGAGAUGAUUUCCACCGACGGGUAUCCCGAUAAAUUCACCUACCUCUUUUAUCCGUUCCUGAACCUCGACGGCCCUAUCUGCAUGAACCGCACGAUCAAGUGGAUCUUCCUCUCCUUCCUCCUGUCCCUUCAACUGCUCUCGAUUAUCUGGUUUGCGAUGGUGGUGCGCGUGGCGGUGGGAGUUCUCCGCACCGGAAACGCCGAGGACAGUCGCAGCGACGAUGAAGAUGAAGAGGUCGAUGCCAGAAGCAAGGACAACACCAACGGCAGCGUCGCCGCCGCCGAUGGCUCCAAUGCCGAAUGGCGCCGAUCGAACGGAUCCUCUACCGUUCGUCCUCGAGGACGUGGCCGGGUCGGACUUGGCCAGCAGAGCGACCACAAGGCCUUGCUGGGCCGCAUCGGCUGCGACAAACCUAGCUAGAUGACCUCCCUCCGUCUCGAUAUAUUAUUUUGAUUUUUUCCUUCACCUCGAACUUCUAAUGCUCUUAUGGAUAUGGAAUCGGACAUGCGGCGUGACCGAUACUGACGAAGUCACCGAUUAUUAAAAAGAAAAAGAACAAGAAAAAGAAACCCCGAAAACGAGAGAAAGAGAAAGAGAGGGCAGUUGAACAUUGUCCUAUGCUCCCCUCGAAAUACACAUACACACAAGAUACACCCUCCAAUUUUCAUGCCAGCUGGUUGUUGUUUUGCUUUUUCCUAAAUUUCAAGACUUUCUUCGUGUCCGCAUUUGAUACCAUGAAUUUGGUCGAUCGUAUAGGCGUUUAUCUUUGCCCUUUCAUUUCUGCUUGCCUUUUUUUAAUUCUUUAUAUCAUUGUUGCUAUUAUAUCCUCUCCCGUUGAUGAUUUACACCUGAUAGGCAUUACUUGAUCAUGCUGCUUAUAUCAUUACUU
Messenger RNA from Aspergillus steynii IBT 23096, 2284 nucleotides. Its product is annotated as putative longevity-assurance protein (LAC1). The record is from RefSeq and is a predicted model, not a curated record. Gene Ontology annotation, cellular component: membrane. The transcript is spliced from 4 exons. Lineage: Eukaryota; Fungi; Ascomycota; Eurotiomycetes; Eurotiales; Aspergillaceae. Gene Ontology annotation, molecular function: sphingosine N-acyltransferase activity. Gene Ontology annotation, biological process: ceramide biosynthetic process. The coding region runs from base 490 to 1815 and encodes 441 amino acids.